This is a messenger RNA of Parnassius apollo (apollo), 543 nucleotides long. NCBI's taxonomy places the organism in Eukaryota, Metazoa, Arthropoda, Insecta, Lepidoptera, Papilionidae. The record is from the annotation of a GenBank genome assembly.
AUGCAGCAAAUUGAAAAUGAUCUUUACAUGUCGUCAAGUGAUCAAAGUCUCAUAGAUGAUUCUCAUACUGAUCCGAGAUAUGUCCGUCAAAAAAAGAAGAAACUGCCCCCGAAAGUAAUUCUUAAUUCAUCUUUGUCUUCUUCAAGUGAUACUAGCUCAUCUAGCACUUCAAAUUCUAGUACUAGUUCUAACAGUAGUUCUGAUUCUGAAACUGAAACCAGGGAUAUUAUCGAUGCUGUUACACAGAGUCAAAAUCAAGAUAUUGUUAAUGAAGGUCGCAAUGGUCAUCCCAGUAAAAAUAACAAUGAUCAGUCCGAUGAAGAUCGCAAUGGACACCCUAAUGAAGAUUGCAACGAUCAGCCUAACGAAGAUUGCAAUAACCAGCCUAAUGAAGAAGCAAAAAAAGGAAAGAAGAGGCUAAGAAGAGAAUCGACAUGGAAAGUAAAUAUUUGUAAAGUUCUGAGGAAUUCUGGUAACGCUUAUCAGUUUUUAUCAAAAACAAAGAAACUUGUUCGUGAAAGGAAGGUGCACGACUUGCGGUGA